Messenger RNA from Orbicella faveolata, 1601 nucleotides. Its product is annotated as neuronal acetylcholine receptor subunit alpha-7-like. The record is from RefSeq and is a predicted model, not a curated record. NCBI's taxonomy places the organism in Eukaryota, Metazoa, Cnidaria, Anthozoa, Scleractinia, Merulinidae. Gene Ontology annotation, molecular function: acetylcholine-gated monoatomic cation-selective channel activity; transmembrane signaling receptor activity. Gene Ontology annotation, cellular component: postsynaptic membrane. Gene Ontology annotation, biological process: monoatomic ion transmembrane transport.
AGGCCUAAUGGGAAUUUUGAGAGCCGUCCAAGUUUUCAAAGAACUCUUUUUCACAGUAAACUUAUGCUUCAUAAUACAGAUACGUGGAGAAUGGUGAGUGGAUCCUGCUUGAUGUUAGAUCAGAACGCAAACUUCUAACAUACGAUUGCUGCGAAGGAGAGUUCCCGGAAGUGACGUAUCAUCUGGAGUUGCGCAGACGCACUCUGUUUUACAUGAUGAACUUCAUAUUGCCGUGCGUGUUGAUUGCAGUCCUAACCUUACUUGUCUUUUUGUUGCCGCCGGAGUCUGGAGAGAGAAUGUCGUUUGGAGUCACUGUGUUGCUGUCGUUUACUAUUUUGUUGUUAAUGUUGAUGGACAAAUUACCUGCCACAUCAAAGGUUAUUCCGUUAAUUGCUGUCUACUACGCCUGCACUAUUAUUGAGGUGUCAGCGGCAAUGGGAAUGGCGUGUCUCAUCCUUCGUUUUUACCAUCCUGACAAUUCCUCGGCUCCAAUCCCCGCCUGGAUCAGGGUUUGUGUUCUGAACUACUGCGCACGGCUGGUGCGUUUGAGCACAUCCGCUGGCCGUGUUCGACAGGCCCAGAUUGUGCAGGAGUGGCGCCAAGUGAAACUGCGUGAAAACAGAGGCCGAGAACAAUCAAACAUGACUGUACUGACAGACAACAUCUUUAAAAAGGAAGAAGCAGACGCCAUGAGGGAGGAGUGGAGAAUGGCAGCCAUGAUUAUCAAUCGUCUCUUUGCUUGGAUUUAUCUCAUCACUAUUGUUAUUACACUACUUGCUGUUUUGCUGAAGUCCCCGCGGUUUCGGAGAGGGGAAUUGUAAAAUAACAACAGGACCUUUUCUAUGGUAUAGUAUGAAUGGUUUUAGGCAGGAAACCAUCAGAGAAGCUCAGUUGAAAAGCGGGGAUUUUCUUUUGGUUGUUUUUGAACACUACUGCUGGACAUUUUCAAAAGAGCCUCUUAAAUUAACUGACAGAAAGACGGUCAAAGACAUACAUGUAGAAAUAAUUGCCUCACGUCGGAAUUUAUAACCCAGAAAUGACUGAAACAAUAAUCUGGCCCAUCAGAGGUUAUUUGAUAAACUGAAACUUUCGAAGCGCAGCUCAGCCAGUCUACGAGCAGCUGACUUCUCUCUGGUGAAGUUUAAUAAUUAAGCAAGUCAAUACGGUAAAACGAAAUUUCGGAGCCUCGCCGCUUGUUUCUCGCUUUUUUCUUGCCCUUUUUUUUCGUUAGGAAGUCAGCGAGGGAAUAGCUCGUAGAGAAAGAAAUUUCACACAAGGAGGCUUAAUUUUACAGUGUUGUUACGAGCCUAAGAAGCAGUGUGAGUGACAAAAUAACACGAUGAUAACUCGAUGACAAGGUGUAAGAAUUUCUGUUGAAGUUUAUUACUGGUUGUAGCUGAAACAUGAGAGGUGUAGGUACAAGAAUGAGCAAAACAUUUACACUACAGAGAAUCACGAAGGAUUUGCAGAAUAUUUCCCUUAACAAUAUCGAUUUCAUGCAUGUACAGUUACCGUUUGGGCUUAUCCAAAGGUCGCAAUUACAAAUUGUUUACAACUUUGUCUACCCGUAAACAUUUGAAAUAAAUAGUCAGCUUACUUUA